GCUCGCCAAACACAUUCUGCCCGUCCCCACGGACCUGACUUCGCUCCGCACGGCGAAGGAUGGCUGUGCCGGAGCUGUGAGCACAGCGCAGCCCUGCACCGGCCCAUGGACCUGAAACCCUCUCUGACCACUGCAUCGCCCGGCAGUGUGCCUCCCAGCCUCCAUGCCUCUGCACCCCGCAACAUCUUCGGUUCCCGACCCCUGAGGCCUAAAGAAAACGUGCUCUGCACCAGCUUCAAGCCCUACAGCCCAGAGUCCAGCCCAGCCCCGGCCCCCUGCACGGCCUGUGAGAGCACACGAUCCUCCAUGUUCAGAGCUCCCUGCAUGAGCCAGCGACGGCUUGCACUCAUCUUCUGCGUCUCCAUCCUCAUCGUGCUGCUCAUCGCCCUCAUCCUCCUGUUUAUGUUCUGGCGGUCACAGACGGGCAUCGUGUACAAGGAACCUGCCGAGAGCUGCAAGGACAACCCCGUGCGCUGCGACGGCGUCGUCGACUGCUCCCAAAGGAGCGAUGAGCUGGGCUGUGUGCGCUUUGCAUCCGAAGAGUCCUUGCUCCAAGUGUACUCCAGCUCGGAGAGCCAGUGGCUGCCGGUGUGCAGCAGUGCCUGGGACGAUUCCUUCUCCAGAAAGACCUGCCAGCAGCUGGGAUUUCAGAAUGCCUCGCAGACUGAAUACAUUCCCCUGCACAUCUCUGGCAAGAGCCUCACGGUGACCAACGAGCAUGAGACCAUCCAGCAGAGCCUCAACAGCUCACAGUGUCUCACGGGAAAGUUCGUCUCCCUGCGAUGCACAAGUAAGGGGCUGGCUGGCAGGGCAAUGGCCAAGGCCUGUGGACAGAGGAUUUCUGGCCGCAUCAUUGGAGGAAAGGAGACCUCUGUGAGCAAAUGGCCCUGGCAAGUCAGCGUGCAGUACGGGCCCGUCCACAUCUGCGGUGGCACCAUCAUCGACGCACAGUGGGUCCUCACUGCAGCCCACUGCUUCUUCAUGAACAGCAUGAAGAUCCUCGAUGACUGGAAGGUGUACGGUGGGGUCUCAGACCUCAAGCAGCAAGCAGAGGCCAUCCCCGUCUCCCAAGUCAUCAUCAACUCCAACUACAGUGAUGAUCACGAUGACUACGACAUCGCUCUCAUGAAGCUCUCCAGGCCGCUGACACUCUCAGCUCAGGUUCGCCCAGCCUGCCUCCCCAUGUACGGCCAGCGAUUCCAGACCGGCAGGUCCUGCUUCAUCACUGGCUUCGGGAAGACCAGGGAGAACGAAGAUAACACAUCCCCGAAGCUGCGGGAGGCCGAGGUGAAGCUGAUCGACUACAAGAUCUGCAACAGCGACAAGGUGUACGAGGGGUACCUGACCCCACGGAUGAUGUGUGCCGGGUACCUGCAGGGAGGGAAGGAUGCGUGCCAGGGUGACAGUGGAGGACCCCUGGUCUGCGAGGACAACGGCCGCUGGUAUGUGGCUGGGGUGACGAGCUGGGGAACAGGAUGUGGCCAGAAGAACAAGCCCGGCGUCUACACACGUGUGACAAAGCUCCUCAACUGGAUACACAGCAAAAUGGAGAGCGAGAAUGACUAACGCCGGGAUGGACGCUUGCCUGGGCUGUGCUCUCGGGCCAGCACAAGCCCCUGCCCUUGGCUGCUCCUAGGGCACGAUGCUACCAGCAGAUCCCCCCACCUCUCUCUGGACUGUGCCUGCAGCCAGGGCCCUGCUGCUGUGCCCAGUCUCUGCACAUACAGCACCUGCAAAGUGACUCUGCCCUCGAGCCGUGCAAGGGGGCUGGUGGCAAAGCACGCACCCAACCCUGGUCCCGCAACGGCUUUCUGGUGCUUCUCAUGUAAAUAGAUGUGUCCGGACUGGGG
Messenger RNA from Pezoporus flaviventris, 1850 nucleotides. RefSeq names its product transmembrane serine protease 13 (gene TMPRSS13). The record is from RefSeq and is a predicted model, not a curated record. The transcript is spliced from 13 exons. Gene Ontology annotation, biological process: proteolysis. Bases 106 to 1566 code for a protein of 486 amino acids. NCBI's taxonomy places the organism in Eukaryota, Metazoa, Chordata, Aves, Psittaciformes, Psittacidae. Gene Ontology annotation, molecular function: protein binding; serine-type endopeptidase activity. Gene Ontology annotation, cellular component: membrane.